AUGAAUUCAAACGAUUCUAAUGUGCAUGAUGAUUGUUCUCUUCGUCACACAAUUUUAGAAAAAAUUAAUGCUAAUAAUGAAGAUAACAAUAUUAAUAAGGCUCCUGAUAUAAAUGAUUUUACAAUAGUUAAACCUAUCAGUCGCGUAUACUUGGUUAUGGAGUACAUGGUUGGUGGUGAUUUGAAGUCACUCUUGGGGGUGUAUGGGUUUUUGGAAGAAUCAAUGGCCGUUUUCUAUGCUGCAGAAGUAACUCUUGCAUUGGAUUAUCUGCACAAACACAAUAUUGUGCACAGAGAUGUAAAACCUGAUAACAUGUUAAUAUCCAAGUCAGGACAUGUCAAGCUCACAGACUUUGGUUUGUCCAAAAUUGAAAUACACAGGGAUUUGGAAAUUUCUGAUUUCGUCAGUCAUACGCCUAGUUUAAAUAUGAGAACUCCUGGCCAACUGCUGUCAUUAACAUCACACCUGUCAUUUGGUUCUGGUGGAGGAGACAGCCUGCAUAAUUCUGUUGCUGAUACUUGUGAGAACCUUCUUGAUCAACUCAAGGAGACUACUAAAUUAAGAGGUAUGAUUGAUGGUGUUAAUAGAUUACAUGACUCUCCAAUGGUAGAUCAUUCACAACUGUCAGGCAUCCAUCCAUUCUUAAGUGCUGAUAGUAUCAACUUGGAUGAAAUUACUUGCCAAGAUUCAGGGUCAGAAUCAAUAAGCUCCUACCAUACUUGUGAGAGUUCUAAGAAUAGCACUAACUCAAAGAGCAACAAAUCAACAGAUGUCAGCAGCAAUAAUGGCUCUUCUAAUGAAUCUACAGUGCUGACCGAUACGCAGCAUGAUGAGUCUACAUCUCCACUUUGUAGAGGCCAAUCUUUAAAGAGAAUUCCUAGUUUUCGUGCAAAGAAAAGAAAAAGAAUAUUAGAUUGCGAAGGCGACACACCAACUGGCGUUACGAGUUUGUUGGAUUGUAAAGAAAAUCACAGUGGUCUUACCCAAGAAAUAAUGGCACUGGAGCUAAGUCAAAACACGCCCAAACGGAUUUCAAUACACCCGACGCCUGAACGACGAAAGAAUCCUAUAAAAGGUGUUCUAAAGAAAAGAUGGGCCUCUCAAGACGACAGUCAUCAUUUUAAUGUUGGUGUAAUAUUCUCAACUCCAGUGUCUAAUAGUAAAUCGCCAGGCAGCAAAAAACGACAGAAAGCAACUAGGUUCAAUAUUCCUAUUGAUGAACCACUGUCUGGAACGAAGGAAAAAUCAUUUACCUUCAGCAAACAUGUGUCUACAAGCUUAGAGAUUUUUUCUACAAGAAGAUUAAGCAAGGGUGAAGUCAACAAUAAGUCUCCAACUGAUCAGUGCAAAACACCAUUAGCAACUGCUCAUACUCCAUAUAGAACACCUAAAAGUGUGCGACGAGGCAAUCAAAUAUCAGAUCAAAGAAUCUUGGGAACUCCAGACUAUCUAGCACCAGAACUACUUCUAAAGAAAGGCCAUGGACCACCUGUAGAUUGGUGGGCAUUGGGAGUUUGCCUCUACGAAUUUAUGACAGGAGUACCUCCAUUUAAUGAUGAAACCCCUCAAGCAGUUUUUAAGAACAUAUUGUCCAGAAAUAUAGAAUGGCCAGAGGCGGAUGAAGCAUUGUCUCCUGAUGCUGUUAGUGCAAUAGAAGCUCUUCUCACGAUGGAACCUGCAGAGCGUCCAGCGACGAAACAAGUACGUGUGAUGCCGUUGUUCCAGCACGUAGACUGGGAAAAUCAGCUAAAUACACAGCCGCCCUUCGUCCCAACUCCGGAUGAUUUGCAUGAUACUGGAUACUUCCAAGCGCGAAAUAUUUUACAGCAUUUACAUGUAUCUAACUUCGACAUG
Iphiclides podalirius (scarce swallowtail) is the source of this 1854-nucleotide messenger RNA. The record is from the annotation of a GenBank genome assembly. NCBI's taxonomy places the organism in Eukaryota, Metazoa, Arthropoda, Insecta, Lepidoptera, Papilionidae.